Physcomitrium patens is the source of this 1366-nucleotide messenger RNA. Its product is annotated as protein transport protein SEC13 homolog B. Gene Ontology annotation, cellular component: nuclear pore outer ring; COPII vesicle coat. The record is from RefSeq and is a predicted model, not a curated record. Gene Ontology annotation, biological process: protein import into nucleus; COPII-coated vesicle budding. Gene Ontology annotation, molecular function: protein binding; structural molecule activity. NCBI's taxonomy places the organism in Eukaryota, Viridiplantae, Streptophyta, Bryopsida, Funariales, Funariaceae.
UUUCCGCUUCCGUCAAACGUAGUUUCAAUGUCGUUAGGGUUUGUUUUGUGAAGAGUCCAGCUUCGUUUGCUGGAAGUGCUUGGCUCUGUACAACCCCUAGGAGCUUGUCGUCGUUACUCUCAAGAUAGCCGAUUGCGUGCAAGGCAGUCUACUACUGUAAUUUUUUCGCGUGUCCGAGUUUUGGGUUCGAGCGAUGGGAACCACGGGGGAAGUGAGGGACGCAGGGAAAGAGCAGGUGAUGGAGUCGGGGCAUCAGGAUGUGGUGCACGAUGUGUCCGUGGACUAUUAUGGAAAGCGAUUGGCAUCGUGCUCUUCAGAUCGGUUGAUCAAGGUCUUCGCUAUUAGCUCUGAGGACGUGUUACCGAAUUCACUGGCGACAUUGGCUGGACACGAAGGUCCCGUAUGGCAGGUCGCAUGGGCGCAUCCCAAGUUUGGGAGCAUUCUAGCUUCGUGUUCAUAUGAUCGGAAAGUUAUCAUUUGGAGAGAAGGGGCUGAGAACGAAUGGCAUCAAGAUCAGGUAUUCCAGGAGCAUGAAUCAUCAGUGAACAGCAUUUCCUGGUCACCACAUGAGUUUGGGCUGGGUCUAGCUUGUGGUUCGUCAGAUGGAACCAUCUCAGUUCUUACACUGAAACCUGAUGGUUCAUGGGAAAAGGCCAAAAUUCAGCAGGCUCAUCCCGUUGGAGUGACUUCUGUUUCGUGGGCAUCUGCGAGUUCCCUGGAGACUUCCAUAGGAGCGGACUCAAGACUCCUCCAGAGGCUUGCGUCUGGUGGUUGUGACAAUACCGUGAAAGUGUGGAAAUUUGAGAACAAUAGCUGGAAGCUGGACUGCUUUCCUCCUCUGUCAAAGCAUGUUGACUGGGUACGCGAUGUGGGAUGGGCGCCAAAUUUUGGGCUUGGAAGGUCUACCAUCGCUAGUGCAUCCCAGGAUGGGACAGUCGUCAUCUGGACUCAGAAGAACGACGGGGAUCAGUGGCAAUCGUUGACUCUUAAUGAUUUUAAGACUCCAGUGUGGCGGGUAAGCUGGUCCCUAACAGGAAACAUACUAGCUGUUUCAGACUCCAGCAGCAAGGUAACGUUAUGGAAAGAAGAGGUUGAUGGAGAUUGGGUACAGAUUUCGAAUGCGCAAUGAGUUCACAUGUUUUAUUUGAGAUGUCUCCAGUGGCGUUCAUGAUGUAAAGCAUAUUUUCUGUAGAUAGUACAGUAGAGAUCAUUCAAGUUUAUAGAUGAAGAUUUUGGAAGCCCUGAAGAGCUGCAGAGAAGGUGACUGCAUGUUUGAAUGCUUAACAUUUUUGCACCCGAAGCAUGCAUGAAUUGAAGAGCACAUGAUGGAUCCACUCCAUCUGUUCUGACCUCUGAUUUCUAAACG